AUGUUGGUGGCAGGGCUAAGCUGGACUCGAGCUAAGAUGGAGAGACAUCAACGGAGAGGAGAGCCUCAUACGAGUUUAUCCUCGCUCAUCACCCUGAUCGCCAUCGCCGUCCCUCUGGUAUCAGCAGCAGCCACUCUUACCGACGACUCAAAAUGCGAAUGUUACCUAACAAAUGGGACGCAAGCCUCCUUCUUCGCCACCCAUCGGUUUUUCGACUUCCGAAGCCUCGCUAAGAACGCCGGCGUGCCUCCCACCAUCGUAAAAUCUGACGACAGCGGGAGCGCGCCCGUCACUAGCGAAUACUUCACGACCAAAGAAUGGACCGAUACAUUCAUGGUGCUAGGCUGGGACAACAGCCACCAGGUUCGCGAGGACGCCACCGUACUGAUGGUCAACUCGCCCAACAACGUCUACAUCGAGGCCAACGGCGACCGGAACCCUUCCUCCCAAACCUGGCUCACCCUGCGCACCCAACGUCUCAAGGACUUCCAAACCGCUGCCGAGAUCGAGUCUCGCAGAGGGUUCCAGUACCUCUCCGUCCGCAUGCUCGCCCGCACCGUCGGCGCGCCGGGCGCCAUCACCGCCCUCUUCACCUACCGCGGCUCCGACCGGCUCGCGGACGUGCAGGAGUCUGAUAUCGAAGUGCGCACCAUGGACCCGCGCAAUACGAUCCAGUAUACCAACCAGCCGUCGUAUACGGAGGAAGGCGAACAGAUCGACCACGCCACCAAGAAUGUCACCUUGCCUAAUGGACACCCGGAUUGGACCCACUGGGCUGUGCACAGGCUGGACUGGACGCCCAAGGAGACGGUCUGGUAUGUGGAUGGGACCGAGGUCGCAACUAUCUCGUUCCAGACGCCCAGGGAUCCUAGCAAGGUUAUCCUGAACGCGUGGAGCGAUGGUGGCGAGUGGAGCGGGAAUAUGACGGUUAAUGAGGCGGCGUAUUUGCAGAUUCAGUGGUUGGAUAUUGUGUAUAACGCUACGGAUGAGGAUCCGGCGAAGAAGAUGAAGAGGCAUGAUGAUGGGACAGCUACCGUAUUGGGUGCAAGAAGCGGGGAUGAUGAGGAUGAAGAGGGUGGCUGUGAUGUGGUCUGCAGUAUUGAUGAGACGACGGAGAGGGGGAGCCGGUGA
Sordaria macrospora k-hell is the source of this 1131-nucleotide messenger RNA. RefSeq lists its product as uncharacterized. Gene Ontology annotation, molecular function: hydrolase activity, hydrolyzing O-glycosyl compounds. Gene Ontology annotation, biological process: carbohydrate metabolic process. Lineage: Eukaryota; Fungi; Ascomycota; Sordariomycetes; Sordariales; Sordariaceae. The record is from RefSeq and is a predicted model, not a curated record.